Molecule: messenger RNA, 1146 nt
Organism: Aureobasidium vineae
Lineage: Eukaryota; Fungi; Ascomycota; Dothideomycetes; Dothideales; Saccotheciaceae
Source: the annotation of a GenBank genome assembly
AUGUCUCCACAACCACUCAGCAUCAUUGGUGCAGGCCUAGGAGGUGUUACGCUUGGAAGAGCGCUUCUAGAGCGAGGUAUCCCAGUCGUGCUGUACGAACGCGCGACAUCAGCGCCUAGACAUGGCUAUGGCAUCAGUCUGCACGCGUCUACCUACAAGCCCUUACUCAAUAUGCUGAAGAUGGACGAACAAACGUUCAGACAAAAUGUCGCCGUCGACGCUGCAGUCGGUGGGAACGGUGCUAUCGACCCCAAAAAGUUGAUCUGUCCACGCGACGUGACUUCCACCUCGUUUCGUGCCCAUCGCGAGAGGCUUGAAAGACUAAUCCGCCAAGGCCUGGAUAUCAAAUGGGAACACGGCAUGGAAAAGCUGGAGCAGACGCCGAGUGGCACAUCUCUAUACUUGCAAAACGACACUAGCAUAGAAGGACGAACAUGCGUCGUUGGCUCGGACGGUGUCCACUCCAUUACAAGGAAGUCGAUUCUGAGAGAAGCCGGUCUUGAAGUCCUACCUUUCGUCACCUUCAAUGGAAAGAGGAAAGUAAGCAGAAGCACUUUCGACGACAUUUACGCUCCAGCCCUGGGAGCAUCUAAUGUCAUCGAAACCCAUAAUAAUGGCGUCUUCCUUCAAAUCUCUGUCAACGAUAUCACAGCCGAACAAGCCAGUGUGAGCUGGGUAUAUUCACGUCCGGCCAAAGGGUCAAGCGAUCGUUGCUUCAAACCAAAUCGACUCUUAUCUGGUGCGUCCGAGAUUCCCAAGGAGUUCUACCGGGAAAUCACUGCUUUGAAAGACCUUCCUCAGCCGUUUUCAGAAGUCUUCGAUGAGGAGAAGGUGAAGCAGGAUCGAAUCUUGACUUGGUUGAUGCGUACAUCAAAGGUCGACCUUCCUCAACUCUACCAACUUGCAUCCAACGGCAUCUUCUUGAUGGGAGAUUCUGCCCACUCUCAAGCAAUUCUUGGUGGUGAAGGCGCAAACAUCGCGAUAUCUGAUGGGUUGACGCUUGCCGAAGCAAUUGCAGCACAGAAUGGCGAGACCAUCACAUCUUGGUACAGCAAGCGCUUCCCGGACUGGCAGCAGAGUCUGGAAACGAGUAAGAAGACAAUCGAAGACAUGCACAAAGACCAGGCACCUGAAUCGAAAAUCUAA